AUGAUGGUCGGGACGGAAGACUUGACUAGGAAAGUAAAAUAUGAAAACUUGCGUACAAAUACAAAAGACAAAUCACAAAUUAUUACAGAAGAAUGUCACUAUGCUAACGCCAGUGACUACAGUCAAUUAGCAGGAAAACCAUCUUCCAAAUGUAGUCAAUUUAAAGUUAAUUUAUUUAACAAUAAUCAACAAAAAGAAGGUAAUAUACCUAAUGGUCACUUGUUACCUGCAGCUGAUGACAAUGAGGAUGAUAUAAAUAAUAAUAAUGAUGAUAAUUCAAAAGCAAAACAAUAUUCUAUAAUAAAAACACAUUCAAAGUAUUCUACUGAAACUUACUCACACUUACAUACCCUACAACGAUUAUCAACUUUAAGUUGCCUUAAUUCUGAAAUAAUUCAAUUAGUUAUGCCAAGUGUAUUUGAACUACUCCAAAUAGAUGAGUUACGCUCAAAUCAAGAAUUGUUUGAAAGAUUAAAGACUAUACAUUCAUGUAUGCAAGAGGUGAUCUCUUCCAACAAUCCAAAACAUAUGCUACUUUUAAGUAUGAAUGAUCGUCAAACUAUUUAUGAUUGUUUACUAGCUAUUAGUCUAGUUGACAAAGAAGCAUUUCAAAAAUCUGCCUUAGCUGUAUGGCCGAAUUCAAAAUUGACUGAAACACUGAACACACUUCAGUAUGCACGAGAUAAUUUAUUUCUAUCCAUUCCAGAAAAUCAUACUGUUAAUGUGAAUAACAAUAAUAAUAGUUAUGGUAUUAUAAUUAAACCCCAAGAAUUUAAUCAAAUCAAAAGAACAUUAUUAGAAAUAAUUAAAAAAGAUGAAAAAAUGUCAUUUUCCCAGUACAAACAAUAUAUGUCUGAUAGCAUUGAAGAAGCUAUUAAUUCCUUAGAACAAAUAGAUCCGACGAUUUCAUUUCAACGAAAUUCCCAAGUAAAUUUAGACAUUAUUCAACAUUUAGACAACAUAAUAAGUUUAAAUCAUGGAUUAAUUGUUAAUCAUGGAAUUGAAGCUGUCAGACAAAGUGUUCAAAGUGAAAUUCAAAGUGAUCAGUGUGUGUUAAAAAGGCAAGCUGCUAUUGAUAUUGUUACUGCUUUAAAACUCGUUGAAGAUGAAUAUGAUAAUUCUGUUACAACUGCCAUGACUAGUGAUAAUAACACUCAAAAUACACCAAACAUUGACCACUUAAAGUGUAUUCAUAGAUGUAUUAUGAAACAGUUAUCAGAAAAGGAAACAGAUAAUUUUAUAAAUCAAAAUAUUAUUUGUCAAUCCAGUGAUAUAACUUUACUCAAAAAAGCUUUUACAAAUUAUCUAAUUAAAAUAAAUUGUUGCUUAAAAGCAUUCCAACAGAAAGAGUCUCUUGUGUUUGAAAACAUAGGUCCUAGAAUUUCUCAAAUAACUUAUGAGAACACACCUACGAGAUUUCAACAUAUUCUCACUCCGAUCAGUGAACAUUGUACUCCAGAAACUAGUUUAUAUGAAACAGACACAAUUUCCAAUGAUUCUAUUGUUAAAAGUAACCUGAUCUUUAAAAAACAACAUCUAAAUAACAUUUUAAAUGAAAUGAAUCAUAACAUAACUGUUUGCUCAAAAGAAGAAAAUAAAGGAAUAUUGGUCAGUUGUAACACCACAUUAAGAAAUAUUUCAGAAUCUAUGAGAAGUGAGCUUCCAGAUUUAUCUACCUAUAUUGAUGAAACUCAGAGUAAACAUGAUGACAGUUGUACAGUAUCUGAUCUGAAUGCAUCAUAUAUCACUGUAUCAAAUCAAUUUGAAUCGGAAAGGAAUUUCUUUGUUGACUCUUCUGUGAUAGCACCGAUUGUCAGUUAUUUGAAAUCGAAAUUGCUUGAAAAUACAGGGAAUAAUUUUAUUAUGGUUGACGAUAGUUAUUCUCCUCGUACAUUAAAGGAUGUUAAACAAGUUAGUAAUUAUUUAGUCCAAUGCCUGAAUGCGAAUUCUGAAAAACCUGUCAAGCUAACUAGUGCAUAUAUAGAUCUUUUAAAUAGAUUAUUCAGUGCAGAUCAGUCAACUUACAGUUGUAUUUUGAAAAAGCAAUUAGACUCAUGUAUAAACUUAAAAGAGACAAGUAACUCAGAUUUUGCAUCAGAAAACUUGUCAGUGGUAAAUGAAGAACUAUCUUCUCUAAUUAACAAUAUAACAGAGAAUGAAGACAUCAUAACGAAUAAAGCAUUCGUUGAAAAACUGUGCUCAGCUGUGACCAAGUAUCGUUUACCCAUUUUACCAGAAAAAUAUCCAUGUUUAUCGAAUAUUAUCAGUAAUCCAAAUCAUAUAAAGCUGAUUUUAAACAGCUCUCCAUUGUUUAAACCACAGUUAAGUGAUGAACUAAAACAAUUUCUGGAAGUACUACAAAUUGAAUUGCAGUCAGAAAAUAUUGUAUAUAAUGACAGUUUAGUCAAACAACCAUUCCAUUUUCCGAUAACCACCAAUUCUCUGUCGGAAAAAUCAAAUGAUGAAAGCCUUUCAUCGAGACCAACAAUGUUUAUUCAAACUAUGAUAUCACUAUAUAUUUUAGAUUUGUUUUGUUCCUUACCUGAUGAAAUAAAUAAGUUGAUUUACCUUUUAAGUAUACGUCAAAAUUUUCAGUCAUUAGUUGAUUUUUGUGAAUCACCAUCCAUGCAUUGUUCACCCAUCUGUAUGAAAUUAAAAUCAUUAUUAAACUUAAGCAUAUUAUCUCAUCAAAAUGAACUGCCUGAUAAAACUGUUGCAGGUGAUACCAAUGGUAGUGUCAGUGUAACUCAAAUGUUUAACAAUAUGUUACCAUCAAUUCAAGUUACUGUGAACGCAACUAAAACUAGUAAAACAUAUCAAAAUCAAUUUCAUAAUCUUCUAAUUCAAACAAGAAACAAGGUUAUCAAUAAAAGGUAUUACUUUGUCAAUGGAGAAACGGAUGAUAUAACAUGUGGGAUUCUCAUAACUUUGACUUCUGUAUUCAUUACAGGUCUCGAAACUAUGAGUCCAUAUGAAAUUGCUAAAAUAAUCGGAAAAUUCACUGAAUUUUAUCAUGCUCUUAUCAAUUCGAAAUUCGCAAAGAUAUCAGAGGAUACUUCCACGUCAGUAGUCUCUUUUCUAUCAAGUGGAUUAUGCAAUGACUCACUUUCUAAAUAUCAUUAUCGACGUGACCAAAUGAAUCUGACAGAUUUAAAUCGUUCUAUUUAUCGGGCUGCAUCUGACUGCCUUUCUGAGUUGUCUAUGUACGAAAGGAUGGCAUUUCUCAAUCCACUUGUGCUACUUGGUAUUUUGCUUUCACAAAGACGUCUACAUUACAAUUUAAUAGACUUAACGUCAACAGAAGCAAAUAUACUCAUCAGUAUACUUCUGCUUUUCCGAUCAAAAUUUUAUAUUAACCUCCAAACUACCUUAACAAAUAUUACAAAAAAACUGAUGAAAGCAAUUCAGAACACCAGUCCAACACUUUUACCUUACAAACUCAAUUACAUUUCACUAGGAUUUUCACCACAUUUUACGUCAGUACCUGAUUUGUGUCUAGUCAAACAAAAAUUACAGAAUAAUAGAGAAAAAGCGCUUGUUCCAUAUGUAUCAUCUACCAACCAAUUAAAUCAUCAUCUAGAAACUUGUAAUAUCACAUCAUCUGACAUAACAAUUGAAAAACCUGUCGAGUACAAUCAUACGAAAGAUGAAAUAAUAACUGAAACUUUUGUCAAUCAUAACUUACAUUUGCAUAUCUUAAUGUUAGAGGAAAUUUUAAGUCAAUCAACAACUGAAGGUUUAUCUUGUGCAUUAAAAAUAAAACCACAAAAUUGUAAAUUCCUCAUAAACUGUUUAUCGGAUAUUGUUUCUUGUCCUAUAUUAAUUCCAACGGACAUGGUGAAACUAACGCAACAAAUCAUACAAGAAAUUCAUUCAAAAAAAUUUUCUAAUAGUUAUGAGAUUAGUGAAGAAACAUCAACUAAAUUUAUUACUUACUUCAAAAGCUUAUCCAAUAAAUUAAAAGAAAAAUAUAUUAAAUUAGAAAACGGCAAAAUUAUAAAUCCAACUGAAUUCCAAACAGUUGAGAAUGAUGAUUCUGUUGACAGCAUACAUGAUAUUGUAAAUUUGAAUACAGUUUUCGCGGUAGCUGAAAAUAAAAUCCGACCAACAACUUGGUUCGCUAUAAGAUAUCAGAGAGAAGUUACAAAUAAGUUUAUAUCCCUAGAAGGAUGUCUUAUGAACGAGAAAAAUGAUUUGGAAAUACUUCACAAUUCCACAAAUUUUAAUAACUUCAGCGAUCAGAUAAUUUUAUUGACACAUUUAAAUAAAUUAAAAGUAAUCUUUGAAAGCACAAACCAAAGCGAAUUUUGUUUAUUGGAUGCGCAAAAUACAGAAAUGUUAUUGUGUAUGCUAGAAAUCAUUAAAAAUCAAACAGAUAUCAUGGAGGCACUAAAAUUAGAUCAAGAAUUCUUAAGUUUAUUCAAAUUAAAUGUUAUUCAAAGCUGUAUAAAUUCUACCCCAUUUAUAAUCAAUUCGAAAACUAAAUUGAAACUACAAAACAUUCUUGAAAAGUUAUGUUACACUCAGCGUGGUAAUAUCGAAAACAUGAUAUCAGAUUAUUUCAAAGAUUUGUGUUUGUCAAAUGAUAUACAGUUUAGUAGUCGAUCACUAAAUAAUCUGAUUCUUGGCCAAGUAGCUUUACUAGCAUAUUCAAAACAACUAAAUCUAUCAAAUGUUCAUGCUGAUUCAUUAUAUGAAUAUUGUCUGUCCUAUCAAAACUCAGAAAAUAUGGAUGCAUCAUGUGAACAAAUCAUAUCUUUUACCAAUUUUUUAUCAAAUAUUAUCAAUAUUUCUGAUGUCCUUAACCAAGAAAGCCUUACUAAUAAUAAUACACUAUAUUCAAAGCUAGAGAUAUAUAAAGAAUUUUAUAAUCGCAUCAGAACAAGUAAAGUUAUCGUUAAUUCAACAUCAGCAUAUGAGAUUUUGUUCAGAACCAUUGAACUUGAGCAUUUAUCACGGUUAUAUUCAUUUCAAAUACAGUGUAUACCAGAAUCUUUAAAAUGUUCAUUAAUUAGUAUGUUAGCCUUCGGUGAACAAUUUUUCCCAUUUACGCUAAAAGUCGAAGAACAGAUGCACUUAGAUUGUAUUGCAGAACAACUUAAUAAUAUGACAAAUGCGAUAACAAAUACACAUACAGCUGCUGAUCCUAUUGCAUUGAUGACAGCCGAUGAACAUCCCAUCAUAUCUGGAAACACAGAAAAGUGUGAAGCUACAUUAUUAGUACCAAAUGUGAACAGCCAACAUGUAUUAAUGAAUACAAAUGCUUCAUUAGUUUCUAAGGAGAGCACAUUAAAAAUUGCUGAAAGCCACAGUGAUCCUGAAUUUCAUGAUAUACUAUUGAGCAGUGAGCUGAACGUUGCCCAAAAUAAGGAAGAAUUCAUGAUUUCAGCUAUCAGGAAGAUUAUUGACAUAUAUAAUAAUUCAUCCAAAUCUCAUACUUCAGACAUCAUUAAGAAUUCGGAAUUGAAACUCUCUGAGAGCAUUAAAAUGGCCAAUUUAUUUCAUGAAGUUUACUCAAAUGAACAAUUGAUGGAUCAACUGACCACUAAUGAAAUCCAAAAUAUUAAUGAUAUUUACUUUAAACUAACACCGAAUAACUUUAUAUCUCAAAUAGCCAAUACAUCUGAAUUAUUGAAACCAGAAAAUAUGACUAAACAAAAGAUAUUACCUAAUUUGAAAUUGUAUACCUCAGAAACAGAUAGUGAAAUACAAGAUAUAUUAGAUGCUGAUAUCAAAAACUCCGACUACAUAAUUUCUGUUAUGUCAAGUCAGCAAAGUGAAGACUCAGAUGAACAGAUACCAACUGAUAAGUUCUCAACGAAAUCAACUGUAGGAGAACAAGAUAUCGACAUUAAAACUGCUUCAAUACUCAUUUCUACAAUACAAUCGUAUUUAAAACUAAAACCUUUAACGACGAUUCAAAUAAUCCCAUUAUUUUCACUAUUAGAAAAUAUCAAUUCACAGUUAGAAAUAUUAGAUAUACAAGAUGUCUCAUCAUAUCCAACAAUUAAGUUGUCUUCCAGUGAUCUCAAACCACUAGCUACAAUUUCUACCAGUAUUAAAUCUCAAAUCUCACAAGAAACUAUGACAUCAUGUACAGAUUUAUUGAAUUAUAAAAUUCUUUUUGAUAUUAUUUCUUGCAAUACUUCAAUUUGGAAAACAGAAUCUGCUAUUGCCUAUAGUGCCUUACACGGUCUCCUAUCCUCAACCACCACUCCCUCUAAAUCUUGUUCCAAUGAUUUAUGUUUGUCUUUUAUAAAUGAUGAGAAAGUACUUUUUAUAUUAGAACAACGCCUAUUACAUUAUUAUUAUUAUUAUUCAUUAGAGGAAAAACAAUCAUUUAUUCUGACUGACAGUGAAAUAAGGUCAUGUAAAAUUCUUCUUCAAACACAUGAAUUUCAAAUAAAAUCAAGAAUUUUGCAAAAAAUUAAAAAGGCACAACAUUUAGUUAAUCAAUCGAAUGAAUACAAUUGUGAACUUGAUGAAGAAGUAUCAUUUUUUCAGGAUAUUUACUACUUAAUACUUAUAUGCUUGCCGAAUUUAAUUACAGAUAAUGCAGAGUUCUUACAAAUGCUAAUUAACUUACUAGUAAUACAUCGUUUUAUAUGUGAUUCGAAAAAUUUUGCACAUUGUUUGAAAAUUAUUUUUAAUUCUUAUGAUGUUUUAGACAUUUUUGAAAAACAAAGUUGUUUGCAAAAUUUCUUCGAGAUACAGUCUUCCAGUCUUGCAUCAUCCAAACACUAUAUGAUUCUUUUCUCCAAAAUCUUAGAUCGUUUUGUGAAUUCUGGUAUAUUUAAUCGAAGUUUCUCUUCCGUAGAUAUUUCUUUACUAGUAAGUCUACUACAAAGAAUCCAAUCAUAUAUAUCAAGUGAUGUAGAAUUAUCAUUUCAUUUAAAGCACUUAAUCUCUAGAUUACUAUAUGUUUUUGUCACAGAUCAAAAUAUUUUCAUAGAUAAACAUAGUAAAUUGUUAAUAAAUGAUUUAUGUGAACACCUAAAAUCAAUCUCAAUGAUUUUGCAAGAAUAUAUAUCUACUGAAGGUUCUAAAUUCUUAGACAUAAUUAACAAACAAAAUGAGUGUAAUCAGUCAGAUUAUUAUCAACCAAUUGUCAGAUCGCUUGAAACAGUUUUAUUUAAUCCAACGGAAUUAUCAACUGAACCACUGAGAGCUAAGCAAAUAGCCUAUAUAGUGAAAAAUUUAAAUCGUUCUGGAGAUUGGCUAUUGAAACAAUCAUUUAUUGCUCAACCUAUUGGAAACAGCCUAAAUAUUCUUUGUAAUGCUGAUAAACAUGAAAAUACAUCAUUUGCGAAUCUAUCAAUUAUUUUUCAAUGUAUACAAGUAAUGGAAAACCAUCUCAAUAAAAAUAUUAUGGAACCAUCCGUUUCUCAUAUGAUAAAUAAAGAAGAUGCUGCAGCUCUAAGCACAUCGCUUUCAUGGUUUUUAAGUGGAAAUCUAGAUUUCUUGAGUGAUAUUGUUGAUAAUGCUUUAGAAGAAAAUGUUUUUAUCAAUUCACCUGAGUCCUGGACUAAUUUGAUGCUGCUAGAAAUGUGGUAUACCUCCAUAGCUUGCGCUCGACCAUUCUAUCAUAUUUCACAACAAACGCAUUCAAAACUAAUAAAAUUAGCAAAGCUCGAAAUUAAUCGCCUAACUGAAUUUUGGAAACCUCGUUUAGAUUUAUACUCACAAAAACAAAGAACAGUUAUCAUUCAAAAGCUUUCAGUCAGCACAGAGUGUGACUUAACUGCUGAAGUGACUAAUCAAGAGUUGAAGAAUGCAAUCCAAUUAUCAUUGUUGAGUGGGCGAUUGAAUGGACCGAGAAGCGCUUGGAUAUGUGUCAACGUUUUAAAUGAGUUACAAAAUGAAUGUGAACAUGAGUUCGUCAGUAUUUCGAAUUCGGAAAAGGAAGCAUUACGCUACGCUUUAUGUUCAAACACAACAAUCAGUUCCUGUGAGUUAAUUCCAAAUACUGAUAUCAUUGCAUCAGUAGUUUACUUAAACUCUUUUUUAUCUAAAUUAUCUUCAUUACCAUCUUCAGAAAAUCCUGAAUUAUUUCUCAUUCAACCAACUGAUGCAGCUCCUUUAGCCUCCAGCAUACAAAAUAUCUUAAAAUUUAUUCAUCCAGAUGUACAUAAACCACUUGCUCUUCAUUCCCUCAGUGAAAUUGAAUCUUACUUAUGGAUUUCAUCUGCGAAUCUGGAAGCUUCAUGGAUUUCAAAUUUUGAAUCUUGUUUAAUCGAUGAAUAUAAUAAAAAGGCUUUACAAAUAGUAUUCCGAAAUGUUCAAAGUGAAUUAAUUAAUUUACUGAAUGAAUUUGACGAAGAAAAUUUUAUAAAACCAAACUUAAUACAAAUACCUAUUGAACCAAUAAACCGAAAAAAUCUUUCUCAACUAUUAAGAGUUUCUAUAUUAUUAAACCAGUAUCCUGUCAAACAUACAAUAACUAUGCUAAAUCAUUUCCAACAUCUUCAUGAUAUAUCAUGUUCAGUACUACCAGUGCAAACAAUUUCUUAUUUAAGAUAUUUUGUAAGUUGUAUUUUAACAAACAAAUAUAAUAAUCAUUUGCAGAAUAGUUACCAUGAAACUUCAACUGAUAUAACUUCAUUAACAAAUUCAUGUACCAUUGACAGAUUGGAUAGUAGUUUAAUAAACUGCUUUUUAUAUGUAGAUAUUUCUAAUCUAAAUCUGCCUCAAGAUUGUAUGCCAAUUAUACAAGCAAUAUUAAUAUAUUACAAUACAUGUGAAGAACUGGUACAAUUUUUGAAUAUACUGCCAAAACAUUGUCGUCAACAUUUAAUUAGUUAUUUGUUUCAAUUGUUUUGCAUAAAUCUUCAUAAAUAUACUACUAGUUUAUUAAAAGUCAUUAAGAAUGAAGAAGAAUUUGAAGAGCUUGAUAUUAACACUCAUCAAUCAAUUCCAUUGUUGCUUCAUUUUUUAAAACAUCUAAUACCAAAAGAUAUUAAAAAACAAAAUAAACACAAUGAAUUUUUAUCCGUCGCAACUAUGUCCACAGAUGUAAAGUCUCAGUCUCAUAUUUUUGAACAAAGUCUCGAACGAUUGCUUAGUGUCAAUUUAAAUGAUUUGAGUUCAUGUGAUUUAAUACAACUGAUCAUUGAUUCAGAUCAAUUACACCAUAAUUUAACUUUUUCAAAAAUAUUUCAUGAGGAUUUGGAAUACAUACCACAUUUAAAAUAUUAUCUGUGUAGUAGUUUAAUCCGUAAAUUAUGCAGCUAUUCACAUUUAUCGAUUGAAGAAUCUUUCCCUCAGACAAGUCUAAGUAUAUCUUAUGAAGAAAUCUCCAUAAAGUUAAAAAAUAAUAUAAAUAAAAUCUUCAACAAUUUGUCAUUAGAUAACGAUCAAACAAAAAUAUGUUCACUUAACAGUGGUCUAAUCGAAUCAAUCAAUGGGAUGGAUGAAAUCAAAUCUGAUAUCAUUUCUGAUAAUUUGACUAACUUUUCUAGUUGUGAAGAUUUAUUAUAUCCAAUAGAAGAUGUUCGACCUGAAAUAAAUCGUCUAAAUCAUUUGUUGACUAUUAACAGUUUGCAACCAAAUGAAAUGUCUGCAAUUCUCUCAUCCAUAGUUAUUUUACGUGAUGCAUCAAUUCAUUUACCAUCAGAUUUAAAGGAUUAUGCACGCUUCUCAAUGAAAGAAGAAAAUGCUUUAAACAAGUUACAAAUGUUGAUCGAUCAAAAGACAAUUGGUAAACUUGAUAGACAAUUAAAACACACAUUAUUAUUACUGAGUCAACGUUUAGGUCUUCUAGCCAUACAAGCAAAUAAAGAUUUACUACGUACAGGUUUAGAAAUAUGGUUGAAUGCCUCAUUAGAAAAUGAGUUGAUAUUCACUAAGCAACAAACUCAACAAAUCUAUUAUGCUAUGUACUUAGCAGAGCAAAUAAAUAAUCAAGAAUAUACAUUACAAAAUAAUUUUUGCAAUACGUUUGAUUUAGUUGAACAAGUUAUUCUACAGUUAAAACCACUGGUCACUUCUAAAUUUGGUGCUAAAAUCGAAGGUCCUCAUAGCUUAUGUCCAAUCGUUACUCUAUUCCUAGAGCAUGCAUUACAGUUGUUAGAACAUGUAACAUAUUCUUGCAAAGUUUCAACAAAUGGAAUUCCAGACAAUUCGUUUGAUAAGCAGCAUUCUACAGCUGAAAACUUAUGGAACUUAAUUAGUCGUCAGUCACCAGAAAUUAUCGAAGAUGAGUUAAGUAGUCCCAUCCAAACUCUGUUAAAUGAUAGCUUUGAAGAUCAAACUGAUGCGGCAAAAUUUUCCAAACAAACUAAUAACAAACCUUCUCAGAGACUAAAAAGACAUCCUAAAAUUGAUGAAUGUAAUACACCUGAAAUUAGACAAUGUUAUAACAGUAGUCUGAAUUACGGUAAAAAUGACUAUUUCCAGCUAAACAAUCACGUUUUAUUUAACAAUUCACUGUCACUACUUGCUUUAUACGAUGAAGAAAAAAGACGUUUGUUGAGUUGGGAAGAAAUGACUGAAACACGUCUGCGCAAAGCAUGUGAAAGAGUUGAAAAUUUAUUGAGAGUAAUCCCUGAACAUAUUCAUCUACAGGACAAUCCUGACCAUACAGUCACACAACUUAAAGAAGAAAUAGUACUGUUAAAAGGUCAAUUACACACUAUGAUGAAACAGAAAAUACUAAAAAGAGAUUAUCUUAUUCAUUCAAAUAGAAGCAGUUCAGUUUUAAAUAAAAAUGAACAAGGUGAAUACUUGUUCGACAGUUCACUGUAUACUCAAGAAAAUCAAUUCGAUCUCCAAGAAAAACUUAAUUUCGACUAUAUUCAACUGUCAGAACGUGAUAGCCGCAGAAAAAAAGCAUCAUUGAAUUGCAGAUUGUCAUCCAGUACGUGUUCACUGAAAACUUUUCAGUCCCUAAGCAAACGUAUCUAUCAGAGUCAUUUGGUUUCAUGUAAACCCGUAACGCCGGAUUACGUUUGUACAUCACCACCAAAUAUUGAUAAGAGGAUUUUACAAAAUUCAUUUGAUCGAUUACAUGAACUUAUUGAAAUUCGUCGAGCUGUUGUCGCUGGAUCUCGAGAAGAAUUACGUAGAUUAGGAAUACAUUCUAGUCUGUCAGCAGCUUGUUGUAAGCCAUUUGCAUUAACUCGUCCACGGGACAACAGAUCAUUUAUUUUACCGAGCACUAGCAGUCAUGUGGAAUGGUUAUCAAGUAGUCAGCAAAAUAUUAAUAGGAAACGCAUUUAUACUACUCAUCUUUUUCGAUCUGCGGAUGAGUAUUCGAGAAGUAAUCAAGUUAUAGAGGACUUGGAAAACAAGUUAGGACAACUUGAAGAACAAAUACUACCUCACAGAUCAAAUGGUUCAGUUGUACAUUCAAUCAUGGCUAGUGGUCUGAUUACUUUAAUAGCAGAAAACCAAAGUUUCCAAGUACCUCGUGAUGUGCUAACUAAAUCUAGUUUGUAUUUUUCUGCUGCUUUUGAGAGCGGAAUGACUGAAAGUAAAACUAGCCAGUUUAGUUUUCCUAAUUUCACUGCUCACCAGUUAGCUAUGGUUGUGCAAUUUUUACGACCAGAAUUAACUACUCGGAGUGAUGCUUUAAACAACCACACCAACAUUUUAAACAACUCCUGUCCAGAGAUAUUGAAAAUUUUGGAAGCUUUGGAUCUGGCUGAUGCAGCAGAUUACUUUCAAAUGCCCAAACUUAUUCAAACUUGUGUGCAGAGAAUAUCUCAUAUCAUGAACGAGUUAUUUCAACCUAAAUCCAUUCAACUUCAUGAAUCACAUAACUGUGAUAUAUUUUCAAUAAUAUUAAAAGAGUUUGCGAAAGUGUUCCAUCGUGAAAAUUGUUGUGUUAAUAAAUUAUUCUCUGAAUACACUCUCAGAUAUCCUCAUUUUAUCCUCAGACCCUGCCUUUCAGAUCCAAACUUACAGCAUCUUCUGAUCAAUCUGGUUAUCAGUUAUUUGUCGAAAAGUGUCUUAUGCAUACCAGACGAAGAUAUAGUUUUAAAUAUUGUUCUUAGCUGGUUACGGAUAUUGAAACCAACCCAAUUCUAUACAGAAAAUACCGUCCAGUGCUUUUUGCAAUGCGUUCGUCCAGGCCUCCUUUCACUAGAUGGUCAAGUAAAGCUAUUAGACUAUUGGCGCAAACAACAUCCUGAGUUAAGGUGGUUUGGAAAGCUGACAUGUGAAGAUAUGGAGGUGUUUUUUAAAACUAUUCCAAAUGGAGGGAUUUUUUACAAAUCUCCGUUAGCUUCUCAACUCCAGGUUUUGUUACUAAAGCCUAGAGCUGAAUCUCUGUGUUUACUUGGGUUAGCUCCUAGUCGUUCUAGCAACUCAUUAGAAUUUUGGCUUUUCAAUCUUCACAAUGGAGCAUAUCAUAACUAUCCUAUACUUGAUAAUUGCCUACGUGAACUCGGCCUGGACUCUUCUGGUGUUGGCGACAUAGAUCAUCGUAUUUACUUUUGCCCAGUAACAUACGGACCUAGUUCUUAUCAAAGUAAUUUGUUCGUUAUGUGUUUCGAUCCAAACAAUGCAAGGCUAAGCGGCUUCGCUUGGUGUCUGGCUUCUUGUCGUGCGAAACUCAUCCCUCGUUUGCUUCUUUCUCCCACAAACAACAGAAACAGCAGUGUCAAUCCCUUCUGCUCCCGAUCCAGACGUAUUGGUCUAACUACACUGUCCAAUGGUCUGUACAUGUAUUAUCUGUCUUCUAUACAAGAGGUUACAUGGUUGUGUGCAUUUCGGUUUGAUCUGAGUUCUUGGAACUGGUAUGGUAUGGAACCUUAUUGUUUGUCUAGGAGCCAGAACGGAAUUGUGCUAUUUACACCGAUUGAACAGUUGAAUCCCAUCCCACCUGAUGACUGGGUAUAUGCUAAUAUUGAGACAGUUUCUUCUUCAAAUAAUUCCAGACAUCCACGUCAUGGACUCCAUCAAACUUCGUCGCUUCGAUCACAGUUUUUUCGAUUUCGUCCGCGAUCUGACAAAAAUGCCCUAAUUGUUGAGAAUUUGCCUAAUCCACCCUUCCUCAUCAGAAUGUACCGUUUAUUGGCUAUCAGUUGUUCUGUAGAAAGUAACUUUAGUGAUUAUCUAGAUUCUCUCCACUAAUGUAUGGGCCUUCAAAAUAUUGCUAGAUGAUAGCUUUCACCCUACAAAAAAUAGGUUCAAAUACAUUUUACGGUUAUUUGUCUUCCUUUCUGUUGUGCUGUUAUCGACCUUCAACAUUAGUUUUCCUGUGAGAUGCUUUCAUUCAUGUACACAUUCAUUUUAGGUUUUUAAAGCUGCUACUGAAUAGAUUAUGUAAGAUUAUAUACUUAAUUGUUACACAAAUUACCCAUAAUUCAUUGGUAAGUCGUUAUCUGACGACAUAUAUGCACUCCAUAGUACUGAUAUGAUUUGUUUUCUAAGCAGAAGUUAAUGAAACAUUAUCACAGAAUGCUGCCAAUUUAAACGCAUUAGUAACUUCUGGGAGCUGCCUCAGUUCAUGCAGACCACUAAUUACAGUUUUACCUAACGAUAUACGGAGGGACUUUAAACACUUGGCUAUUGUUUUAGAAAAUUUGACCAUACUUUUCCUACAUCAAUGACCAAUUAAUACCAAUCUAUUUCAAAUAGCAGAAAUCCAGAUGCGAUUCCUUCUGCAGUUCGAACCCCACACCCGCUAAAAUAAGCAAGAUUUUGAUCGGGUAUCUGAUGCAUCUUUCUGAAAAUUUAUAUCAAAUGGAAUUUUCCAUUACUUUUAAUAAUGU
Messenger RNA from Schistosoma turkestanicum, 13715 nucleotides. The record is from the annotation of a GenBank genome assembly. NCBI's taxonomy places the organism in Eukaryota, Metazoa, Platyhelminthes, Trematoda, Strigeidida, Schistosomatidae.